AUGGCACCCAAGGGAGGAAAUGCGAAGAAGGAGAGUGGCCGUGCGAAAAAGGCUGAGAAUGAGGCAAACAAGAGGGCUGCCGCCGCAGCGGAGGCGGUCAGUGGCACCGACGACAUCCAGGUAACAUCUAUUGACCCUGUGAAGAAAGCCGACGCAGAGGCCAAACGCCAAGCAGAUUUAGCGCGCAAGGCCGAGAAGGCCAAGUUGCUCGCAGAGGAAGAAGCAAGUGCGCCUUCCAAGCCGAAGGCAGCGCCAAAGGCGGGCGCAAAGAAGGCGGCGCCAAAGCCUGCUGGUCCUGGUGCGAUCGCCGCUGGCGGUGGGCUCGGUGUCGCUGAGCCCAAGGCGAAGGAAGAGCCUGAGGUCCUGGCCGCCACCGGCAUCGACAAUGCGAUCGACCUGUUGGAGGUGGUCACGGCUAAGAUGGACAAGGCUAGCGUGGGCUCUCAGGCUGCGAAGAUCGAGCAACACCCCGAAAGGCGGUUCAAGGCUGCCUUUGAAGCAUACAAGGAACGAGAACUUCCCGUCCUUAGGUCCGAGCAGCCAGGCCUGCGUCUACAGCAGUAUCAAGAUCUGCUUUAUAAGAGAUUCCAGAAGAGCCCCGAGAAUCCAUUCAACCAAGUUACGGUCUCUUACGAUGCUUCCAAGGACGACAAGGUUGCAGCGCUGAAGAAGAAGCAAGACGAGGUUACUUCUCGCCUGCGUCUGUAA
Molecule: messenger RNA, 708 nt
Organism: Punctularia strigosozonata HHB-11173 SS5
Lineage: Eukaryota; Fungi; Basidiomycota; Agaricomycetes; Corticiales; Punctulariaceae
Product: DUF1014-domain-containing protein
Exons: 4
Coding region: 1-708 (235 amino acids)
Biological process (GO): transcription by RNA polymerase II
Cellular component (GO): nucleus
Molecular function (GO): transcription coactivator activity
Source: RefSeq, a predicted model, not a curated record